AUGGCUGUUAUUGUGCUAGAAACGGUCUUAUAUCGAUUUGUUCUUCCGACAGCUUUACUUAUUGGUGCAUUAAUUCGGCCAAGCUUCAUUUCCAUUGCUUACGUUAUUUUUGCCUUAAUUGGUCCACUUCUGGGUUCAAUAGUAUCAUCGGCGCCAAUUCAACGGACUCUUCGUGUUUAUUUCAUCUCCGUUGUGCUAACAGCGUUCCUGACUUCCAUUGCUCAGUUGAGCUAUCAGAUUUAUGAAUCGUUUUUCCAACCGAAUGUCGAUGAAUACACGAGAACAUGCAAUACAUCAGUUUUGAACUUUUGGUUGCGACAAAUUGGAUUAAUAAGAAUCAAACGUUAUUCUGGCUUCGACACAAUACGUGUAGUUUUCCCUGAAUUACUGGCACUUGCAGCGUCUCUUGCGACUACUAUUUGUUGCCUUCUUAUUCAUCGGAGUGAUAGUCCCAGAAGCAGUCAUAGUACCACUAACGUGCUACCAGUACGAGGAAAUUCAGGUAUUAUUGAAUCUGGGAAAGGAAGCAUCACUGAAGCAAUGAUUUUGUAUCUGAAAAAGCUUUCGGACGUUGCAGCGGUCUUGGCUGUUGGUUUAAUCAGCAUCUUUCAGCCAUGUCUUCUCAGCCUCGUAUAUUUCGUUACAUUCCUCUUUGUUGCAACAUGGUGGGCAUUAUACAAACCUUUUCAACGACAUAUUUUCAAUACUCUAAAACGUGUAGUCAUUAGCUAUUGUGCACUGCAUUUCCUAUUGCUUUAUAUGUAUCAAAUACCAUUCUUUCAAACCAUCAUACCUGGACAAUCAUUCUUUGCUCGUUUGGUUGGUUUCGUCCCUGUUUUAUACACGGAUUGCAAUGCAUGGUGGUCAUUGAAUGUUAUUUCUCUUGACUACUGGACAGCAUUUGCCAAUAUAAUAGCUCUACUGAUUUUAUAUCACCUUUUGAUUAUGCAGUAUAGUUUUACAAGAUAUGGAAUUCAUCGUGUUUAUGAAGCUUGUGAAAGCACUGGAAGUAGCAUACAUGAGGAGCUCCUUGCAAAUGAUGCCAAUUCUCACAGUUUGGGAAAUCUGUCACUACAUCAAACUAAUCCUUUUUAUCCUGAUCACCAGGAGAUGGCUACCGUUUUUGUCGGACAAGGAGAGCGUAAGACAAUGAUAUCUUCAGCAUUCACUGUUGCACUAAGUUUUAUUUCCCAUCAUCUCCAUAUUUUUGCCUUAAUAGCUAUGACGUUUUGGGCUUUUCUCUAUCACUCAGUAUUUGGUCUUGUAUUUAUAGUAGAAAUUUGUAUUAUUUUGGUUUUCAAGAGCACACGUGUUAUGGCAUUUCAAGCAUCACCAUCACUCGUUGCAUAUGUUGAAUUCCUACUCGUUGCACAGUAUGUAUGCAGCAUGGAUGUCAAACAUGAAUUGCCUCAAUCAAGCUAUUUGGAACUUGCUGGUUUCAUUUUUGCAUCAAAUCGAACUGCAGCAUUCAUUGCUCUUCUCACGAAGGGUUUAUUAAGCCUACCGCUAUUUGCACUACUUCAUUUCCAUCGUAAGAAAUACAACUGUUCAGCCGAAGCUGAUGAACGAGAGCAAAUACAUGGUAUUUAUCCAACACCCGGUCCUAUCAGCAUAACUGGUAAUGAGUCAGUGUCAUCUCAAAGCGUAUCAGCGGGUGUUAGAGUCGUUGCGAAAUAUUGGAUUUUUGUUGUCAGUUUUGUUUUACUCACUAUUUCAAUCCAUUCACCACCAGUUCUGUAUACUGUUGGUUUUUUCAUAUCAUUCGGUGUGCUAAUUUUCCUGCUACUGUCUUCUUUUGACUGUCUACGGCACUUUUUAUAUAAUUAUUUUACUUUCCUGGCGAUAUACUCAUCAGUUGUGGUAAUAGUCCUAUAUUGUUAUCAGUUCCCAACAAUACCGUCGAUCUGGCAAAAAGCAACAAGACUUAGUGAUGAUUGGAAUCACGAUAUAGGCUUAGUCAAUUACAGACAAGAAGGAGAUAGAGGAUCUUUGUCAGUUCACUUGAUUGGAUUAGUUUCACUUUUCGUAGUGAUCAUGCUGCAUUUGAAAUUCUUUAAUGGUCUAUGGUGUCGUCCUUUCUUUGCGCCUAUUUCGAAUGCAGCUGAUAAUGAUGUAGCUGCAGAAACUUUAGAACAGCGGAAUUUUUAUGCCAAAAUUAAGCAUAUCGUAGAGUGCUUGAUGGAAGCGUUAUGGAACAUUGCAGAAGCUCAUGUGGCCAAGCUUGUCAUGUUUAUCUUAGUUAUUGUUGCUGUCAACGAUAUAUGUGCCCUCAAUUUAACAUUAAUCAUUUUAACCAGUAUUGCUGUUUGUGUUCCGGCAAUCUCAUCGACUGUUUCUAUGGUGUUAUGUUUAUUCAUAUCAGUAUUUGUUGCGAUUAGAAUGGUUUAUCAGAUGCAUUUUGUGGUGGAAAAGCCAUUACCAGUAUAUUCGAAAGAAUUGAUAUGCAAUUCAUCUGAAUAUACUUUAAGUACAACGGCAUACUGGCUUGGUUUUCGGAAAGUACCGGUUAUUGGAAAUUAUGUUGGUGGUUUAAUCGUAGCUUUAUUAGCACUAGCAUUGCAAGCGAUUGUUAUGUAUCGCCAGCAACAUAAAUAUUUGUUAUCCAGAACAAGUGCUCCACCUCGCGGACUGGUGUUUCCGGAAUCAAAUCCCAAAAAUUGGGAUACUAAUUUGAUUGAUAUGAUCAAGUUUUUCUUCAAUUAUGGAUUUUAUAAAUUCGGUUUGGAG
This is a messenger RNA of Cercopithifilaria johnstoni, 2727 nucleotides long. The record is from the annotation of a GenBank genome assembly. Lineage: Eukaryota; Metazoa; Nematoda; Chromadorea; Rhabditida; Onchocercidae.